Fusarium redolens is the source of this 1791-nucleotide messenger RNA. RefSeq lists its product as uncharacterized. The coding region runs from base 1 to 1791 and encodes 596 amino acids. The record is from RefSeq and is a predicted model, not a curated record. Lineage: Eukaryota; Fungi; Ascomycota; Sordariomycetes; Hypocreales; Nectriaceae. The transcript has a single exon.
AUGUCGACUCCAACCCCAGGAGGGUUCUCUCUAUUCCCGAGUCCCAACUCAUCAAAACCACCGCCUGUCUCACGGAAUCAAACACCAAAACCUCGUCGUUCUGAAUCUCGCGAGAGAAGAGCUCCAACACCCAGUGACAGACGAGCGCCCACACCCAGCGAUCGACGGGCUGUGACACCACAGGCCAUGUCUCCAGAACCAAGACCGGCAUCGCCAAGAAAUGGACGACAGACUCCCCAGAAUAGAGCUCACACACCCAUUGAAUUCGAGCCGGUGCAGAAUGAGCCCAAGCCCGUAAAGGUUCAACGACCUAGACCGACGGUUCAAAUCCCUGGACGUUCCGAUACUGGCUUUGCGCAGGGUAAUACCCUUGUUAGAAGUAGCAGUGAUCGAUCACGAAGUUCAAUCGCUAAACCACCCUUGGGCGGUGAAACUACUGCGCAGCCAUUACGAUCUAUCUUUCCAGCUUAUAACCCAGAGGUACCACUCGGUCAACAGAACUAUGUUCCCACCGAGAUCCAACCAACUCAAAUGCCGAGAGCUGUUAUAAGUCGUCAAACAUACCACGAAACACCCGCCGGAUCGACUUCUCGAAACCCCGUUCGGAGUCCGGUCAUAAGUCCCAUGAGCGUUCAAUCAGCACAAUCUUCAUGGCCGCAUCGAAAUGUCCAACAACAAGAACCACCACUGAUUCCAACGGUUAGUUCGAAUGAACAGCUCAAGAACUAUUGGAAGGUCGCAAAUGGCUGGCAAGCUUCAGCGUCAGAGGGUCGAGUCUACUGUAUGAAGCUAGCUCAAGAGAAAGAUGCCCCCGUGUACAGCCUCUCAUCAGCUUCACAACCAUUCUACAAUCUCCGUAUAGACCCAACGUCUGCUUCAGCAUACGUCACUCUCACAAGACAUGAUCCCAACAAACCAUACAAAGCGCCCAAGCCCGAAGCUAGUUCUUCGGCAAGCAGUAUCAUCAGCGGCGUCGUCGGCCACAACAGCAAUUCCUCCGGGACAAAAGUAACCGACACAAAACACUGGCAAGAAGCUCUCACCACCACCCUCGAAGAAGAAUCCCGUCGCCAUCCUCCAAAUGAUGGUCUCGUCGCUCUUCUCAUGCCAACACCCGCUACAAAAAUGGCCAUCGAGCGCGCCCAAGACCCCCAAUCCGUCAUGCUAGCAGAGCGCGAAUGCGCCCGUCUCGUCUGGGACGAAGACAGCUCCCACCACUUCCUCGUGCAUCCAUCCCUCGCAACACCAUUCUGCGUAACGAUCGAGCGCUCACCAUCUUGGUCAAGGGUAGAAUAUACCCUCGAACACAACGAAUCACCGCAACAUCUCGCGAAACUAACCCGCGACGGCACAGGCGGUGGCUGGUUAGAAAUCGACACAGGAAUCGCUGCAAAGAUAGAAUCCUACUUCAUCGUCGACGUCGCCGUAACAGCUCUCCUCCUCGUCGCAUCAGCCGAUGAGAAGAACACUCCCGCAAUGGAAGUUUUCGAACCACCACCUCCUCUCAUCCUCACAGCCCAGCAAGAAAAGCGCCUGAGCAAAAUUGGCAAACGCGAGGAAAAGAAGAAGCGCAAGAUGGAGUCGUUCGAGAUUGACGUUGAGAGUCAAGAUGAGAGUUUGGGUAAAAGCAAACCGCGAGAAAAGGAAGAUAAACUUCCCUUCCUAAUCCGAGUCAUCGUCAAGAUCGUAAAGGGCCUGUUUGCGUGCUUUAUCUGGAUAUUGACGAUAAGCUUCAAAUGCGUUGGUUUCGCAUUCAAGGGAUGUUACAAGUGUGUAGGAUCAAAGUAUUAA